This is a messenger RNA of Cicer arietinum (chickpea), 1484 nucleotides long. RefSeq names its product probable rRNA-processing protein EBP2 homolog. Gene Ontology annotation, cellular component: nucleolus; preribosome, large subunit precursor; nuclear periphery. The record is from RefSeq and is a predicted model, not a curated record. Gene Ontology annotation, biological process: ribosomal large subunit biogenesis; rRNA processing. NCBI's taxonomy places the organism in Eukaryota, Viridiplantae, Streptophyta, Magnoliopsida, Fabales, Fabaceae.
UCAACAAAAAGAAAACCCAUUUUGAGAAUUCGAUCAUAAGCCAUUCCCUAAAACUACUCUCAAGCCUUUGCAAUCAGUUUAAUAUGCAGUUUUAGGGUUUGAAAAAAGUAUUCCAUUCUCUUCCAUCCUCCUUUCUCGGCCGCUCCCCGGCGUACUGUGCGCCUUUCACUCUCUUCGCAACCUCGUGUUUCUUACUUUCCCUUCUUCUCGCAUCUCCCAGUGUUAACACUGCCUCUUUGCGACUCUGUUUCUUCAGUUUGCCGCAACCCCUUCAUCCAUCGUCGCCGCCUAUUCUUCAAACUUUCAACGGAUUGAAUGGAGCUUCCUAUGGUUAAUGUUGAUACAAUGAAAGAUGAUGAAACUGAAUAUUUGAGUGAGGAAAUAUCACCAUCUGAAUCAGGAUCAGAUGAAGAUGUGAAAUUAUCUGAACCAUCUAAAAAAGCAGUAAAUAACAGAGAUGCUCUAUUGGAUAAACUCGGAGACAUAAGUUGGCCAGAGAAUGUUGAAUGGAGACAUAAACUCUCCAUUGAUAUUGAUCAAGAGCAGGAAGUAGACGUCAACGAUGACUUGGCACGAGAGCUUGCAUUUUACACUCAGGCAUUGGAGGGAACUAGACAGGCCUUUGAGAAACUUCAGUCAAUGGGUCUCCCUUUUCUACGACCUUCAGACUAUUAUGCCGAAAUGGUGAAGGCAGAUAGCCACAUGGAGAAGGUGAAAGGUAGGCUAUUAGAUGAGAAGCGGAAGAUGGAAGAGGCUGAGGAGAGAAGAAAAGCCAGGGAGGCCAAGAGAUUGUCGAAAGAGAUUCAGGCACAGAAAAUGAAAGAAAGGGCCAAGCAGAAAAAGGAGGACAUCGAAUCUGUUAAGAAAUGGAGGAAGCAGAGGCAACAGAGCGGGUUUGCUGACAACGGAAAUGAUGCGGGUAAGGUUUUGGACUUUGAGGAUGGAAAAGUGUUCGAGAGGUCAAAGAAGAAAAGGCCUGGAGUGUCUCCCGGCGAUCGGUCAGGAGGUAAGGCAAAGCAAGCCUUUGGAAAGGGAAAGAAGCAAAUGAAAAGAGAUUCCAAAUUCGGUUUUGGAGGCAAGAAGGGAUUGAAGAAGCAGAAUACCGCUGACACCACUAAUGAUUUUGGUGGAUUCAGUAAAAAGGGCGCUGAUGCUGGAAAUAAGAAGAGAAAGAGGUAAAAUACAAUACUCCUUUGAUUUGUUUUAUGAAGAAGGGAUGCCAUGGAAUGCGCUAUUGGUGUUGUCCUCUGAAUUUUCAUCAGCUCAGAUAGUUCAAUUUCGUAAACGAACUUAUUGUGACUUUAUAAACUUUAUCAACAAUUAUAAGUCCUUAUGUAUCUACUCCAAUUUUGAUGUUUUGUUAAAUGAUGUGUUACUUUAUGCUCCGGUCAUUACUAACAGAUAUAUGAUGUAGUUCUUUUGAGUACACAAGACAGUGUAACUUAGACAUACCUGAAAUGCUGAUGUUUUUAUUUGUUUUUCAA